Molecule: messenger RNA, 1800 nt
Organism: Glycine soja
Lineage: Eukaryota; Viridiplantae; Streptophyta; Magnoliopsida; Fabales; Fabaceae
Exons: 5
Coding region: 77-1510 (477 amino acids)
Biological process (GO): lipid metabolic process
Molecular function (GO): triacylglycerol lipase activity
Source: RefSeq, a predicted model, not a curated record
GUAUCAGUUUUGUCCCUUGCUCUUGUUCUCUGAUUGGCCUAGCCAGUAGUAGCCAAUUUGUUGGAGCUGGUUGGGAAUGGCGUCGAAACCGAAAUCAAAUGGAAAUUCCAAAUGCAACAAAGGAUUCGCUGACAGCUAUAUGCUGUUGAAUCCUGAAGACGCUCAUUUCUUCGAUCUUGUUCAUGUGCUGUAUUCCCGUAACUUGGGAAACCGAAAAUUUGUGGACAGCAAUGCUGAGGGAUCUUAUGAGGGAAGCUUCCGCCAAAGAUGGCUUAUAUUCGUCUCUGUGGUGCUCCAGAAGCUUCUGUUGCUCAUCGCUAAGCCACUUUCGUUCUUUGGCUCUUGCGUUGAGUUCUUCAUCAACCUCCUUGUCCUCAACGGUGGCUUCAUCAUGAUCGUUAUUAACUUCCUCACAGGUCACCUGGUCGUCCCCGAUCGUAAUGCACCAAAUUAUUUGUCUUGCAUCGGAAAUUUGGACGCGAGAGUAAAGUUGGAUGCCAUCACGCGUGAUGACUGCAGGUACUAUGUUUCAUUAGCUAUGAUGGCUUCAAAGGCAUCCUAUGAGAAUGCAGCUUACCUUAAAUCUCUAAUAAAAAACCACUGGAAGAUGGAAUUCGUGAGAUUUUUUGAUUGCUGGAAUGAUUUUCAAGAAAAGGCCACAACCCAAGUCUUGAUUGUUUUGGACAAGCAUGAGAACCGCGAUACUUAUGUGGUAGCUUUCCGAGGAACGGAACCCUUUGAUGCAGAUGCAUGGUGCACUGACCUUGACAUCUCAUGGUACGGGAUUCCCGGCAUUGGAAAAAUGCAUGGUGGCUUCAUGAAAGCCUUAGGGCUACAGAAAAAUGUGGGGUGGCCUAAGGAGAUUCAAAGGGAUGAAAAUCUUCCCCCGUUGGCCUACUAUGUUAUUAGGGACAUUCUAAGGAAAGGUUUGAGUGAAAAUCCUAAUGCAAAGUUUAUCAUUACGGGUCAUAGUUUGGGUGGAGCACUCGCAAUCUUGUACCCUACGAUCAUGUUCUUGCAUGAUGAGAAGUUGCUGAUUGAGAGGUUGGAAGGGAUCUACACGUUUGGGCAACCAAGAGUUGGAGAUGAAGCAUAUGCACAGUAUAUGAGACAAAAAUUGAGGGAAAAUUCUAUCAGGUAUUGCAGGUUUGUUUAUUGCAAUGACAUAGUUCCGAGGUUGCCCUAUGAUGAUAAGGACUUGCUCUUCAAGCACUUUGGGAUCUGCCUUUUCUUUAACAGGCGCUAUGAACUCAGGAUUCUCGAAGAAGAGCCGAAUAAGAACUAUUUCUCGCCAUGGUGUGUGAUACCCAUGAUGUUCAAUGCUGUUUUGGAACUAAUAAGGAGCUUUACCAUAGCGUACAAAAAUGGACCUCACUAUAGAGAAGGAUGGUUUCUCUUUAGUUUCAGGUUGGUUGGUCUGCUGAUUCCUGGCUUACCUGCUCACGGUCCACAAGAUUAUAUUAAUUCCACUCUUCUGGGAUCAAUUGAAAAACAUUUUAAAGCAGAUUGAUGUGUCCGUAUACAUGAUCAUUCCAUACCACUACGUACAUGUGUAUGGUCAUGCAGACUAAAAUUUACAUAAUCAAGAUUUUUAGUUUUAGAAAAAAUGGUAAUAACACUUGAUUAUGUAUCAUGUGAAGAAUAGUUAUGUAUCAUAAUGAUCAUGAAUAAUAUAACAGUUUGUCGUCAGUACGAGUUAUUGUAUAGUAAUUAAUAAGCUAGGUUUAAAGUUGUUUCCUUUGGUGCAUGGAUUUAUCAUUAAUGAGAUCAAUGUGAAGUUUGUUUAUUUCACGGCUGGAA